ACAUAAAAUAAAAUUUUGUAAGUGAUUAAUAUUAAAAACUCUGCAGAGAAGAAAACGUGCACAGUAUUAUCUUUCAUUAUAGCAAGUAUUAAUAUACAGCUAAAUGUGCAUAGUAUUGUCUUUUUAGUAGUAUUAACAUCUAGUUUACAGAUAUCUUUUGUAAGAUUUUAAACAAUAUAAAUAAAAACUAAACUAAAAAAUUUGAUGAUUUUAUAAGAUUUUUUAAAAAUUAAAGUUAAAAAUUACAAAGUACAAAAUAAUUAUAUAAUAAAUCUCAAGAUAUUUUUAAUAUCUAUAAUAACUUAAUUAAUAAUUAAAGAAAGUAUACUUUAAAAAAUAUGACAGUAAGGGAUCAACCAUGGGGCUUACAACUUAUAGAAUAUAUGAUUUCCAAAUGUUGUUCUCAUCAUCGAAUAAAUCGAAUGACAUGGCAUCAAGGUGGUAUUUUGAUACUCACAUAUUUAGCAUACACAUGCUACCAUAUGACACGAAAACCUAUGUCUGUUGUAAAAAAUGUGUUGAGUUUUAAUUGCAGUACUUUAUCACCUCCUCCAAACUUUUUAAUCAAUAGUAGUAAUCGAGAUACAUGGUGUGAUUGGGCUCCAUUUGAUACUGCUGAUGCUCCGGCAUUGCUUGGCAUAUUAGAUUCAGCAUUUUUGUUUGCAUAUGCUGCAGCCAUGUUCCUCAGUGGUUUUAUAGCAGAAAGAGUAAAUCUACGAUAUUUUCUUACAUUUGGCAUGCUUGCAUCUGGUGGUGUUUUUCAAACAUCAGGUUGGCCAGGUGUAGUUACAGUUGUAGGAAAUUGGUUUGGAAAAGGAAAAAGAGGAUUAAUUUUUGGAAUAUGGAAUUCUCAUACAUCAUUAGGAAAUAUUUUAGGCAGUUUAAUAGCUGCUGAAUUUGUGGAAUCUGAUUGGGGUCUAAGUUUUAUGGUACCUGGAAUAACAAUGGGUUUUGCAGGAUUUAUAAUAUUUUUAUUUCUUGCACCAAAUCCUAUAGAUAUAGGAUGUAUACCACCUGUCCCAACUAAAUAUAGAAAAUUUGAAAUUGUUCACAGUUCGGAUGAAGAUAGUGGUGCAGAAGAUCAAUGUGAUCAAUCAUAUAGUCGUCUCACUUAUCGCUGUGCCUACCGCGAACAGGUUGAUAUUGAUGAUGUGGAAAGUGCACGAUCUGAAACUAGUCCAAUAUUACAAAGGCAUAGACAUAUACAAGAAAUUCAUAAAGGAAAUGCAAUUGGAUUUGCAAAAGCAAUGAUGAUACCUGGAGUAAUAGAAUAUUCUCUUUCUUUAUUUUUCGCAAAGCUUGUUAGCUAUACAUUCCUGUAUUGGUUACCAUUGUAUAUUGCAGCCUCAACUACAUAUGGCACAACAUUAAGUGCAGAUCUAUCUACUUUUUUUGAUGUUGGUGGUAUUGUGGGUGCAAUAGCAGCUGGUAUUUUAUCUGAUUAUAGUGGUACAAGUGCUCUAACAUGUGCAGUCAUGUUUGGAUUUGCAGUUCCUAUUUUAUUCAUAUAUGACUACAUUGGAAGCACUGGUUGGACAUUCAACAUUAUAUUAUUACUAAUAGCAGGUCUAUUAGUAAAUGGACCAUAUGCCUUAAUAACAACUGCAGUAUCUGCUGAAUUAGGAACUCAUCCUAGUUUAGGAAACAAUUCUAAAGCUUUAGCUACAGUUACUGCAAUUAUUGAUGGCACAGGAAGUAUUGGAGCUGCUGUAGGUCCAUUAUUAGCAGGAGUAGUAGCACGUUGGACUGGUUGGCAUAAUGUGUUUUAUAUGCUUAUGAUUGCAGACAUGUUGGCAUUAUUGCUUCUGUCAAGAUUAGUUUAUCGAGAUGUACAAGUAUAUAGACGACGGCGAAGAGCUAUUUAAUUUUAUUCUUAUAUAUUAAAUAAAAAACAAUAUAUAUGUACAAUAAAUAAGUUCUUAAAUAUUUAUUUGUAAUUUAAAUCGUUUUAUAAAUGAUGUAAAUUGUAUAAAAUGUUACAUUUUGCAUUCAAUUAUAUUUAAUUAAAAUUUGAAUGUUUUAUCAAAUUUUAAUCUUAUUUAAUAUCAAUAUAUCUAAAUAAAUAAUAUAUUUUUUACAUCUUAAA
Molecule: messenger RNA, 2086 nt
Organism: Apis florea (little honeybee)
Lineage: Eukaryota; Metazoa; Arthropoda; Insecta; Hymenoptera; Apidae
Gene: MFS16
Product: major facilitator superfamily transporter 16
Biological process (GO): transmembrane transport
Cellular component (GO): membrane
Molecular function (GO): transmembrane transporter activity
Source: RefSeq, a predicted model, not a curated record